AAAAGCUAAGAAAGUCGAAGACGACUGAAACACAGAGAGAGAGAGAGAGAGAGAGAGAGAGAGAGAGAGACGAAGCUUCCCCAGAAAAACAAAAGAACUAAACUUUCGAUUCCCUUUCGUUCCUUAAUCAUUUCCACAAGUCUGAAAUUUUUUGAAGCCAAGAUUCGAUUUUUUUGGGAGUCUCUGAAGGGAAGCCCUCUUAAUUGUUCGAUUCGAUUUCGUUGGAUCGGAGAAAAGGGUUUUUUGUUCUCUGAAGGUCGUUAGAGAUGGAUGAGGUGGGUCCUCAAGUAGCUGGUCCGGUCUCAAUUCACCAUCCCAUAGGGAGAAAACGAGAUCUUUAUUACCAGAUGUCGAAUCGUCAGCCGUACUGGCUUGUCCCUCCUCAGCCACAGAACGAUUGGAACCCUAAGAUGUGGGAAUGGGACAGUCAGAGAUUCGAAGCUAAACCUGUAGAGGCAGCUGAACAGUCUGAUCUUCAGGUUGGGAACGGCACGCAGUUUGAUCUCAAUGCGAACAACAACAACAACGGAGGUUUGAGUUAUGAAGGAGAAGAAAUAAGAGGUCUUGAUUUGAAUCUAAGCACCGUGGAAGAGACCACCAGACCUAGCAAGAAGGUUAAGUCUGGAUCUCCGGGGAGGAACUACCCCAAGUGCCAGGUGGAUAACUGUAACGAAGAUCUAUCAGUUGCUAAGGACUAUCACAGAAGACAUAAGGUGUGCGAGGUUCACAGUAAAGCUACCAAAGCUCUUGUUGGGAAUCAGAUGCAGAGGUUUUGCCAACAGUGUAGCAGGUUUCAUCUUCUUUCCGAGUUUGACGAGGGGAAGAGAAGCUGCAGGCGGAGGUUAGCUGGACAUAACAGGAGGAGAAGGAAAACUCAGCCGGAGGAGGUUACAUCUGGUGGGGUUGUAGCAGCUUCUGAUCAAAACAAAGCUAAUGUGGAUGUUAUGGCUUUGUUAACAGCUUUGGCUUGUGCACAAGGUAGGAACGGUACUCAACCUAAUGGAUCUCCAGCAGUGCCGCAAAGAGAGCAGCUUCUUCAGAUACUCAACAAGAUCAAUGCGUUGCCUCUCCCUAUGGAUCUUGUCUCUAAGUUGAACAGUAUCAGAGUUUUAGCGAGGAAAAAUCUUGAUCAACCUAUGAACUCACGAAAUGAUGUGAAUGGGGCGGCCUCUUCUUCUCCUUCUACAAUGGACUUGCUUGCUGUUCUCUCUUCCACUCUAGGUUCGUCUGCACCUGAGGCCAUAGCGUUCUUAUCUCAAGGAGGAUUUGGUAGCAAUGAUAAGACUAAGCUAACUUCACCUGACCAAGCUACUGCAACCAAUUUAGAAAAGAGGACUUUGGAGUUUCCUCCUUUUGUGGGAGGUGAGAGAACCAGCAGCAGCAACAACCCGUCUCCUUCUCAGGAGACUAGAUCUUCUAGCUUGUCUCUUCAACUAUUCACCUCUUCUCCAGAGGAUGAGAGGCAACAACCAACGGUUGCAUCUUUAGGGAAGUACUAUUCCUCCGCGAGCAGCAACCCUGUGGAAGAUAGAUCACCGUCAUCGUCUCCGGUCAUGCAGGAGCUGUUCCCAAUGCAGACGUCUCCUGAAACCAUGAGAUCUAACAAUUGCAAAAACUCUAGUCCCUGUCCGAGGAAUAGUUGUUUGCCUUUAGAGCUUUUUGGUGGAUCAAACAGAGGAGCUGCUGCUGCAAAUCCUAGUUAUGCUUCGUCUGGUUCGGAUUAUUCACCUCCCAGCUUAAACUCUGAUUCUCAGGACCGCACAGGGAAGAUAGUUUUCAAACUGCUUGGAAAAGAUCCUAGUCAGCUCCCUGGGACAUUGAGAACCGAGAUCUCUAGCUGGCUUUCUAGCAUUCCAUCAGAAAUGGAGAGUUAUAUUAGGCCUGGCUGUGUUAUUCUAUCUGUCUAUGUGGCAAUGUCAGCUUCUGCUUGGGAACAACUUGAAGAAAACUUGCUGCAGCGAGUUAGUUCUUUGGUUCAAGAUUCAGAGUUUUGGAGCAGCACAAGGUUUUUAGUCAACACAGGCAGACAGCUCGCGUCAUACAAACAUGGUAGAAUUCGUCUGAGCAAAUCUUGGAGAACGCUGAGUUCACCAGAGCUGAUCACGGUGUCACCUGUGGCUGUUGUAGCCGGUGAAGAAACUACUUUGGUAGUAAGAGGAAGAAGCUUGACUAAUGAUGGAAUCAGUUUCCGUUGCGCUCAUAUGGGUAACUAUACCUCAGUGGAAGUAACUGGAACGGCGCAUAGAAGCACCAAAUAUGAUGAGUUAAAUGUAAAUAGGUUCAAAGUCAAUACCUCUGGCUCUCUGGGGCGCUGUUUCCUUGAGGUGGAGAAUGGAUUCAGAAGCGAUAGUUUCCCUUUGAUUAUCGCCAACACCACCAUUUGCAAAGAGCUGAAUCGCCUUGAAGAUGAGUUUCAUCCAAGUUCAAGAGAAGAAGUUCUUUGCUUCUUGAACGAGCUCGGUUGGCUGUUUCAGAAGAAAUGUAGAUCCGAAUCAGACUUCUCCCUCUCUCGCUUCAAGUUUCUGCUUGUAAGCUCUGUUGAGAGAGACUACUCUUCUCUCGUGAGAGCCCUCCUGGAUAUGAUAGUGGAGAGAGACGGUGUGAUGAGCAAAGAGUCUUUAGAUAUGUUGGCUGAGUCUCAGCUGCUGAGCCGAGCUGUCAAAAGGAAGAACACAAAGAUGGCGGAGACGCUGAUUCAUUACAGUGCUAAAAGGUUCAUCUUCUUGCCUAGCGUCAAGGGACCUGGUGGUAUCACGCCUCUGCAUCUGGCUGCUUCUACUUCUGGCUCGGAGGAUAUGAUUGAUGUCUUGACUAAUGAUCCACAAGAGAUUGGAUUGUCCUCUUGGAAUACGUUAAUAGAUGCAAGUGGACAGACUCCGUUUAGCUACGCUGCAAUGAGGAGCAACCACGGUUACAACACCCUGGUGUCUCGCAAACUUGCAGACAAGAGAAACGGUCAAGUAUCUUUAAACAUCGAAAACGGGAUCGACCAGAUUGGUUUGAGUAAGAGGCUAAGCUCGGAUCUCAAAAGAUCUUGCAACACAUGCGCAAGCGUGGCCCUCAAGUAUCAGAAGAAGGUAUCAGGCACACGUCGCUUGUUUCCAACUCGGAUCAUUCACUCAAUGGUUGCCGUUGCUACCGUCUGUGUCUGCGUCUGCGUGUUUAUGCAUGCUUUCCCUAUCGUCAGACAAGGGUCACACUUCAGCUGGGGAGGUCUUGAUUAUGGCUCAGUCUAA
This is a messenger RNA of Brassica oleracea var. oleracea, 3236 nucleotides long. Its product is annotated as squamosa promoter-binding-like protein 16. Bases 267 to 3236 code for a protein of 989 amino acids. Lineage: Eukaryota; Viridiplantae; Streptophyta; Magnoliopsida; Brassicales; Brassicaceae. Gene Ontology annotation, molecular function: DNA binding. The record is from RefSeq and is a predicted model, not a curated record. The transcript has 11 exons. Gene Ontology annotation, cellular component: nucleus.